CCUGCCGAUGCUGCCCCUCCUACUCCUGCGGCACACCUCGUCUAGGCCAGCCUCCAUUCCUGGCGUCCGGCGACGAAAGGCGACGCAGCGCGUGGUGGGACCCUCCACCUCAAACCCAGUCCAAGGUUUCGGUCGCAAACGACGGUCCUGGCGCUGCAAUAGGACCACAAUCGAAACGCUGUGCAGCGCAAUGCUAACUCGCCUCGGGUUUAUGGGACCGGGACUUUAAUUCGAAUGCGGUCGUGCGCUUGGGGUUUAGACUUGCGAGCUUGGAUGUGGGCGCGGGCCUUGACUGCAGACUUGGCUCCUUGCGCGGACGCAAAAAAGCAAUUUGUAUUAUAGACGAGCGGAGCGAAGAAGAGAAUCAAACUGUAAAACUAAUUGGCGCCAUUUGGUGGUGGAAAAUUCGCGUGGCGGACUGGGCCCACGGUGUCGGAUUUUGCUCUCGUCUCGCUGGGUUUAGUGGAAGUGUCACGUUGAGCGAUUCGGUUUUUGGAUGCGUCCGGGGAGAAUCUUGAGCGAAAUUGUGAAGGGCAGGAAGGCACUUGUGCCCGAAGUGUGCCUCAUGUCUUCCGAGUGCACAUUUCUCUGCCUGCAAUGUUUGGAGUUUCAGUACACGAUGUGGAGGAGCUGAAUAACAAGCUUGUUUCAGACAAAGCAAAAGUUCGAGAGGAUGGUUUGAAGAUUCUUCAAAGCUAUUUGCAUUCUACUGGAGAGACGAGCUUGUGGACCCUGCUCGAUGAAGAAACUGCGCGCUUAGAUCAACAUGGACGAAUACGCUCCUCAACAUGGCCAGGAAUUUUGCACGCCUUAUGCCUGUGCAUUGAGAACGAGGUGGCAGCUAGCAAAAGAAAGGUACCCAAAACUGCGUUAGCGAAGACUUUGCGGAGCUUUGUUUUGAAAGCAGAAGAUACCAGUCGUCCAGGUCAAAACCUGAGUCUUCUCCGGAAAGUGAAGAGAUUGUUCCAGCAUGUGCUAGAAAUAUUGCAACGCGUUCCCAGCUAUGUUUCAGACUACAACAAUAUUCUCUGCCAACUUCUUCAUGUGUUCGAGUACAGAACGCGAAUGGGCAAGAAGAUCUACUCUGAUCUUCUUCACUUUUACAUGGAAAAGGCGAAAGAGAUAUCACGAACGAUAACUACUGAAGUCUCCUUAGCAAAAGAGGAGGCUUUUAGGAACACUUCAAGCUUGCACUCCCUUCUUCAGCAUCCACCCGGAGAUUUUCCUGAUGUUUUGUUGGUGAACAUCGUUGAUGAUUUUAUAGAGAUUUUUAUGCAUCUCGGAGAUGAAGGCAGAAUAGCAAAAAAACUCUUGGCGUCCUUAAACUCCUUCCUUCUUAUGAAUGGCCUGAAUAUCGGUGCUGCUGCUGGGAACAUCCAUGCAAGUAUAAAGACAUUCAUGUUCCGUGUAUGGUUGACAACCCGCGAUAGAGAACUGAAGGAUGGGUUGGUCCUGUAUGCUAGAAUCCAAUUGCAGUUACGAUAUAUUCUAGAUCCUGAUGAGUCUCACGAAGUCUCCAAUUUACUGGAACUAGUGGAAAAGGAACUUGAUCAAUCUGGUGUAGCCCUCUCUGCUCUUUACCGGCUGGAUGUUGUCAGAGAGGAAAAACCAAGUGCUGUGUCGAGAACUCUACGUUCAUUCCUAGAGCUUGCUUCAGCUGUUCUCUACGAGGCUAUAAUAAGCACUCAGACUAGGCAGCUCAGAGAUGGAAAGAGGAGGAGAAAGACAGACAUAUGUACGGUCAUCAGAGAUCGACUUAUGGAUGGAAAGUUCUUGUGGAGUGCAGCUUUUUGCCUCCUUAUUCGAAAAUUUGGAGCUCAGCUCUCUGCGGAUGUUAUCCUCGGUUGGCUCGAAGGCCUUUCAUCGAGUCUUGAUAGGAUAAUGCUGGAAGGCAUCAAUGCUCGAAUUUUCGAAGGCCCGUUAUGGACCCUAAGGUGUUUACAAGAAUUGGCGUAUAUGUGGUGGAAAAUAUUCCCCCCGUCCACAAAACAAAGCAAUUGUCUGCUUGCAUCCCAGAGAGUGAAAGCUGAAAUUGCGUGGUCUUCGAUAUGGAAUUCACUUUUGCAUUCAUUGCCAUUGUUGAAUAAUGAGCAAGUCAUGGUGGAGGAGGCUUUUCGUUUGCUUGGUGUUCUCGCUGCCCAAGGUGUGGUACCUAUAUGCAGUCUACCUCAUGAAUUCUGGGAGAUUCAUCGAUUUGAUGAAGUGCCUUCAGGGAACUUGUUGUUCUUCAUUGCGGCGUUUUUUGGUUCCACUUCCUCACAGAUAGUUGCCAAUGAUGUGAAGAUCAGAGGAAAACUCCUUGACUGGUGUAUGAGUUCUCUAGAAGCUCAGGAUGUGCACAGAACACGCUAUCUUUUUGGGGAGCAGAUUUCGCCCAAGCUGCUUAGUGCUGCUGUGCUGGCUCUAGCCUUCGGUGUCAUAUCUGGGAGCUCAGGUGCCCGAGACACUUUACAAGAAAUGAAGAAAGAAUUGAGCUGGCCAAGUUUGGAAGCAAAUCCAUAUUUGGAGGCUGAUGAUUCUGACAGAGGCCAGGAAAUGGAGCUGGCUGCGCUUGACCGAUCUCACAGUGUACUAGUAGGGACGGAAGAUAUUGCUAGUCCACAGGAUCAAUCAAUCGCGAGCAAGAUCCAGUUACCUCCCUCAAUCAGUGAUUUUCUGUUGGGAAAAACAGCUGAUCAUCUUCUCAGGCAUGCUGUCGUGGCUUCCGAUGUCUCACAAACCUAUACGCUGGCCCAAUUACUGCAUCUAAGUUCUGUUCUUGCAAUCUGCAUCGAGGGUGUACGAUGUACUACUGAAAGGAGAGGUCAAAUACCCUCGGAAUGGAGUCCUGAAGGAGCUCUUUGGCUUAAAUUAGCCAGCAUUCUCGACAGAGGCGUGAAACAUCUCUACGAGAUUUCUGGAUCAUUUACUGCCGAUUCAUGUGCCCUCCUUGCUCAAAGAAGCACUUUAACCCAUCUGUUCUCCUCUUCAAGUCUCGACACCUUGCAACAGUACGUAUCCUAUGCCGGGAGCUGCACAUUUGUGGCGACUGGUGGUGUGGUAUCUAAUCCAAAGGGUCAAGGAGUUUCACAACCUGUUCUAGAAAAGCUCCUAAAGGCCGCUUGUAAAGUGUUUACUGUGGCCAAGAAUGUCGCAUCAGUGUCCGACAAAGCUGUGAAUAGUGCAAAUGUGGUUCCAAUUACCAUAGAUUUUGAAAAACCUUCGCAGGAGACGGUUGGUGGUAAAAGGAUUGUGGAUUUAGACUUAGAUGUAAAUACAGACACUGGCCUUGGCGGUGGAGGGACCAUGAGUGAUAUCAGUAGCACACAGUUAACAACACGUAGUCUUUGCACGAGUAUUAUACGCGAAAGGAAUGGAGACUGGAGAAGCAAUGCUGUACAAUUUGUUGCUAUAAUCGGCAAAGUGUUGCCAGACGCUACGUGUGCCACUUUGAUGGACUUGCUGCUUGAUGAGGAGGAUCCUAAGGUCCAUGAAGAUAUUCUUCUCAGCUUAUGCAAAAUGAUGAGUUCUAAAACUCCCGAAUACCUACCAGCAGUGGUUCGCAAGAUACAGGAUUUGGUACCAGAGUGUUUGCAGAGUGAAACGACUCGCUGCCUUGUUCUUAUGGCUUUGGAUGGACUGUUUAACAGUCUGCUGGGUUCAGAGAAGCGCAAGCUAAAUUGUCCUCUAAGUGGAAAUAUGGGUGCCAAGGGAAACUUUAGUUUUUCUGAGGAGGUUUCGACAGACAUCGCGGAAUUGAUCGAAAAGGUUGCUGACAUGGGGCUAAUAUUUUGGUCUACUCGUGUGAAGCUUCUUGAAGUACUUUCCGGAUUUAUUGUUCUCGAUCCAAAUGCAGCUCAGGUUUUGAUCGAGAAAUUUUUGGUUCUGCUACAUGACUCUGAAUACCAAGUAAGGUUAUGCCUAUCAAGGAGAGUGGCUGUGUUAUUUGAAACAUGGGAUGGCCACGAUGAGCUACUUCCGGAUGUGUGUACCAGCUUCGGAGUGAAAAUAGCUACGAUGAGUGCCGACCACGGUUUUGUGGCUGGAGAGACCAUUCGAAGUCCACACCAAGUCGCCAUGGCAGAAACAGCCUUACUUAGUCUGGGAGAAAUCGCAAUAUCAAGCGAAAAAGUAGAGAGCAAUGUUGUUUUCAUGAUAUGUGCACAUCUUGCCACAAAUCCUCAACUUAGAGACUUCGGGUGUUCCAUUAUAAACAAGGUAGCAAAUCGGCUGAAGUAUCCAAAUAGAUGGAAGUAUAUCGAGCAACUAGCAGGACAGCUUGUUACAUAUUGGGUGAUGGCAAACAUCGACGUCUCCGCCCUGCUCGAGGUACGAGAGGUGCUCGUUGAAAGCUCAGAUACCAAAGAGUUUUUUCAACAAUUUUGUCCCUGGUUGCUACCUGCACUCGUAUACUUUGAACGGAAUGACCAGAUUUCGUGGCUUGCAGCGGCCACUUCAUUGUCGGUUCCUGAGUUGGUGAAACAACACUUUGUAUCCAUUUUUGCUGGCAUUUUACCUCUGCACUUGGGUAGCAGCAAGGGAGUCCAGAAACGAGCAGCUGUGGCUCUUCAAGUGUCUAUGUUAACACUGGCUGAUAUCACAGAAGAUGAAAGAGAUGAGCUGAUUCAGAAACAAAUGGUAUCAAUUGUAUGCGUUCUCUUUGGGUUAUGCAGUGCACGAGAAAAGCCUGUACGGCCUUACUUUACGAAAGAAACAGUUGUCACUUCCGUCAAAACAGUUGUGGAUGGUUUUAUGGAAAGCGAACAGGUAUCUCAAGACGACAAAUUGAUUGAUAAAAUGCAGAUAUUUAGAGCCGAUCGGGUGUUCUUGUUUCUUCUUCAACUACACCAGGAUCUGGUGUCUGCACGCCAUCCACGCCAUCGCGUACAUAUGCUGACUAGUCUGAGAGCGAUGCUUGAGGUGCUUGAUUUACGUCUUUGUGUGCCGAGUACAUGCCGUUACAUUAUACUCAUCAUUCUCCAGUCCAUGGAGGUUGAAGAUCUGCAAAGACAUUGCUGUGAGACGCUGGCGUACUUGCUAGAUAAACUGUACAGUUCUGGUGUCGAAGGAUGUUUUCGGAUUCUUGGUGAACAGCUUCAGGUUAUUGUGUCAAAACUCGUUUCCUUCUGCAUUACCUUGUACCGUAAUGGAGAAACGCCUGUUGAAAAGAUGACAAGCCCUCACAAGUUGCUAGCCAUCAACGGUGAUCCUAGAACGUCAUCCAGCUCAGUAAUUGCUUUGCUCCGAAAAUUGACAGUCGGCGCCAACGAAUCCUUGCACGUUUAUAUCAAGGACCUUGAUCCUUUUCCUAGCAUGCCUUGCUUUGAGCAAAUGCGGACACUCCAAGAGGAGCUGAGCUUUACUUACACCUUAGCAGAAGAGUUUGUACAGUUUGUAAGAAGAGCUCCUAAACUUUCAACCAAGGACUGUGUGAGCAGCCUUAAGAAUCUUUGCGAUAAACUCAGUACAAGACGGAUGGAACUUUACGAUAUAUCUCAGAAAAAUCAGAAACAUGAGUACUGGCGGUGCAGUCCUCUCGUGGUUGAUGCUGUGUGGCGACUUAUACACCUUUGUGAGAGGGAUGAUGAGAUGCAAUUGAAUGAUCUCGCUGGUGAAUUUUUGGCAGCAGUGGGUGUUGGAGAUCCACAUGCCGUGGUUUUUCACUUGCCUGAGAAGAUCCAUGAAUAUCAUACGAGCCUCCUUCACGAAUCACCGGUUAGCCAAAUGGAAACGCGGCAUAUUAAGGACGUUAGUGUCGAUCCGGAACUUGGAUUGUCAGAUGAUCUCUUGAAAAGCAUUGUACUUCAACUCCGAUCAUACUUGACUGACUCCGACGUUGGCGUCAUCCAGCUGGCGUACAAGACUCUAAAGGGUGUGCUGUCUACCGAAAGAGGCCAGACUGUUUUCUUAUCCAUGGAUACGAAGGAAAAAACUUACUUGGAGAUGUAUUCCAGAGGAGUAAAUCUUAGAAUGGCGGCAGAUAUGCUAGAUGCUGCAAAGCGGCAGUCAACCGAGACAGCUAUUCCACUUGGUGAUGCAAAUCUGUGGGAAACUUCAGGGAAGACUUACGAUGCGUGGGUUUGUACUCUGACAUACUCAUUAGUGGAGCACACAGAUGAUACUAUUCUGAGGCUAUGCCAAGAUAUGCUACUUAUGAAAGCUUCCUUAGCGGAGCUUGUAUUUCCUCACGUCUUUGGGAAUUUAGCUGGAAAAUUCUGUUCUAGCGUGGAAUUUUGCACCCAUAUAUCGAAUCAGAUUGAAGAGCAUGUUUUCAAUAAUACCAACCAAAGUACUCGAUCACUACAGCUAUUUCUGAAUAUGCUCAAUAAUCUGCGCCAAUGUUAUAUUGAGGCUGGAUUGAAAAGAGUGCAAGGCCUUCCCAGAAGGCGAGAAAACUCGAAGCUGGAAAAGCCUGAGACAAGUGGAGGAAGUAGAUUAAGGCGAAAGAGCUCAACGGGUAGCUGUCAGAAAAUUGGGAGCACGGAUAACAACGCAGUCGGCCAGCUUGAGCAAGGGCCUUUGGUUUGGAAUAAGGUUUACUGGCUUCACAUCGAUUAUCUUGCUACAGCCAAAGCUGCUCAGCAAUGUGCUGCAUACUUCACCUCAGUUCUGUACGUGGAGCAUUGGUGCGAAGAAAAAUAUGGUAGUCUUACGCUUGGUCCUCCUGACUUUUCCAGUGACAAUGAGCUGCCGGCGCACUUGGAGUUGCUGGUGAGGGUUUACACAAGAAUAAACGAACCGGAUGGCAUAUACGGUGUUGUCCGGUCUCAUAAGGUAUGCUCGCAGCUGUUGAGGUACGAGCAUGAAGGUAACUGGAGUAAGGCUUUGGAGAACUACGAUCUUUUGCUGCGGAGCAGCAAGACUGGCCGUGCUGGAGAUAAAGUAGAUAGUUUUAGUGAGGUUUUCAAACUUGGAGCGGCAGUGGAGAAGUCAUUCCUUCCAACUUCUGCAGUAAAUCAGAAAUGGCAGCUCAAUAAAGGGCUGAUGAAAUCUCUACAACAGAAGGGGUGUUCUCAUGUUCUGGAUAUGUAUAGCUCGGGGGUAUCUCAACAAGAGGAUGGCAUUAGUAUGGAUGCAGAGUUUAAGGAGAUCCAGUUUGAAGAAGCAUGGAGAACUGGCAAGUGGGACUACGGAGUCGCAGUGCCUAUCAGCCUGAAGAAAACAUUUGACGUUACAUCUCAUGGAGGCUUAUCAUUCCAUGAGAAUCUCCACAGCUCUUUUAAGUCUCUCAGGGAAGGAGAUGCAGAGGUCUUUUUCUCAAGCUUAAAGCGGGCAAGACAGGAAAUUGUGGGCCAUAUCGGUCAUACAAGCUUAGAAAGCACACAAAAUGUGAAUCCUUUGAUAGUCAAACUUCAGAUGUUAGAUUGUGUGUCCCGAGCUUGGAAGAUGCGCUGGACAUUUAAUAGUCCUGAACAAGCCUCCUUGGCGGAGAGAAUGUCUACAGACCGAAACUCCAGCAUAUCUGGCCCACUCAUGCCAACCACGAAGCAGAUUGAGUCUUUCGAUGCAUCUUGGCAAGAAAAUUUGAAGCAGAUGCAAGCCCAUUAUGAACUAGCUGAACCAUACAUCGCCAUUCGGAAAGUACUUCUGGAGCUGCUGGGCUUACAUAGAUGUAUUCCUCAACACCUACUUCAGUUUUCUAGUUUCGCCCGCAAGGCUGGCAGGCUGAAUCAUGCCGGAAGUUCCAUUCAUGAGUUGAAACUUCUGUGCAGCUAUUUACAUCGUAGUGAAGACACUGAUAUCUACUCGAUCUCCAGAUCACUAAUAUCCCUUCAAAGUCUGGCUGGUAGAGUCGAAGAGGCGAAAAUACUGUGGGCGGAAGGCCAGCAAGAAAUGGCUGUCAAUCUGGCUCAACACGUGCUGCAGCAAAAGACCGAUGAAAGGAGUUUAGCUCCCCUUUUAUGCCUGACUGGCAAGUGGUUAGCUGAAACUCGAACUAGCAGUUCUCAUACAAUUUUGGAUUCAUAUCUGAAGCGAGCAGUAGAGCUUUCUAGUUCGGAAGAUUGUACUCGAGAUCAGCUGGAAACAAGUCGAAGUUGCCGAACACAUUAUCGUUUAGCCCACUAUGCGGAUGCCCUUUACCGAAAUCAUCAGGAGCGACUUAUGUCUAGUGAAUGGCAAGCAGCUCUUCGCUUGCGACAUCACAAGGCUAGGGAGCUCGAAGCUUUGAAGAAGCGGCUUAUUAUAAUAAGGGCUGAUCCCCAAGAGGAUCCUUCAAAAGUGCGAGAGUACUCCAUGAAGUUUGUCGAAUUGCACAGACAGCUGACCUUAGAUAAUGAAGAGGCUCAACGUCUACAGGACGAUAAAAAUCAGUUUUUGAUUCUUGCUCUGACAAGUUAUGGUUCAUGCUUGAGUAUCAGCAACAAGUAUGAUUUGAGAGUGGUUUUUCGGCUUGUUUCACUGUGGUUCAACCUCUCUUCAUUCGAGCAUGUUGUUGAGGCCAUGCUGGAUACUGUUGAGAAGGUCCAGACAUACAAAUUUUUGCCGUUAGUUUAUCAAAUAGCAUCACGGCUUGGGAGUUCCAAGGAAUCUCAAGGAGCUACCGGAUUUCAGGCUGCCCUUACCCUGCUGCUGGAGAAAAUGGCCACGGAUCAUCCAUAUCAUAGUCUUUAUCAGCUGUUUGCUUUGGCAAACGGCGAUCGCAUCAAGGAAAAGCAGAGGGGCAAAAAUGUUUUUGUGGUGGACAUGGAAAAGAAACGUGCUGCCGAGGAAUUGCUGGACAAGCUGAUAGCCAAACAGCCCGAGCUACUUUUACAGAUAAGGAAGAUGAUCGAGAUCUACAUACAACUGGCUGAAUUGGAAACAACUCAAAAGGAUGCCAACAAAAAAGUCCCCAUUCCGAGAAACAUUCGGAGUGUGAAGGAGCUUGAGCUGGUACCUGUGAUAACAGCAAGUCUUCCAGUGGAACACAGCUGCGGAUACUCUCCGGAAAGUUUUGUGCACUUCAAAGGAUUCACGGAUGGCAUAACAGUAAUGAAUGGGAUCAAUGCCCCCAAGUGCAUAGAUUGUCUGGGAUCAGAUGGCAAUAAGUACCGGCAACUGGCGAAGUCCGGAAAUGAUGACAUGCGCCAAGAUGCGGUUAUGGAGCAGUUAUUUGGCCUAGUUAACAAUCUCCUGCAAGAGCAUCCAGAUACCCAGAAAAGGAAUCUUGGGAUUCGAACUUAUAAGGUCAUCCCCUUUACCCCAAGUGCAGGUGUGUUAGAGUGGGUGAACGGAACAAUACCUCUUGGAGAAUACCUGCUUGGCAGUACUCGAGCUGGCGGUGCCCAUGGUCGAUAUGGAGGUGAUGAUUGGACGUUCAUGAUGUGCCGUGAACAUAUGUCCACUGCAAAGGAUAAAUUGACUGCCUUUCAAUCCGUCUGUGAAAACUUUAGGCCUGUUAUGCAUCAUUUCUUCUUGGAGAAAUUCGCUCAAGCUGCUAACUGGUUUGAGAAGCGGUUAGCAUAUACGCGGAGCGUCGCUACAAGCUCCAUGGUUGGAUAUAUAGUCGGACUUGGGGAUCGGCAUUCGGUAAAUAUCUUGAUGGAUCAAGCAACUGCGGAAGUCGUGCACAUUGAUUUGGGUGUCGCUUUCGAACAGGGCCUAAUGUUGAAGACGCCUGAACGGGUGCCUUUCCGCCUGACCAGGGAUAUAGUGGAUGGCAUGGGAGUCACGGGAGUUGAAGGUGUAUUCCGACGAGUAUGUGAGGCAACCUUGUCAGUGCUCCGUGAAAACAAGGAAGCUCUUUUGACCAUUAUAGAGGUCUUCAUAUAUGAUCCACUCUACAACUGGGCAUUGUCACCUCUGAAGGCUUUGCAGAGACAGCAGGAACUAGAUGAUUUGGAUGAUAGUUUGCCUGAAUCUGACAAUAUGACCGAGACAGAGGGUAACAAAGAUGCUGCUCGUGCCUUGUUUCGUGUAAAACAAAAGUUGGAUGGGUAUGAAGAAGGAGAAAUGAGAAGUCUUCAAGGACAAGUCCAGCAAUUGAUACAGGAUGCCCAGGACCCAGAACGGCUUUCACAGUUGUUUCCAGGAUGGGGAGCUUGGGUUUAGUUUUGGAAUAGUUACUGUCACACGUUUAUAGUAAUGGAUUACGCUAUGGGUACAUCUUGAGGUGUAUCCCCGCUGUAUCGCAGUGCCCUUCAGGACGUUUCCUUGUCUAAAGUGUAUGAAACAUGUGCGUCUUUGCACUGGCAAUGUAGCCUUUCAUCGAGAGAUCCUUAACGGCUGGUACCCUCAAUCUCUCGAUGGAAGAUAGUUUGUAGUUCUUUGAGGGUAGGCGGGAAAUAGAGUUGGUAGAGUAAAGUAGAGGAAGAGCACACAGACGUAUAAACAAAGCUUUUGAAGCUCAAAUGUGUUUCAGGAGCAUAUAAAAAAUAAAUGGUUCUUUU
Messenger RNA from Marchantia polymorpha subsp. ruderalis, 10349 nucleotides. Lineage: Eukaryota; Viridiplantae; Streptophyta; Marchantiopsida; Marchantiales; Marchantiaceae. The record is from the annotation of a GenBank genome assembly.